Molecule: messenger RNA, 2914 nt
Organism: Drosophila novamexicana
Lineage: Eukaryota; Metazoa; Arthropoda; Insecta; Diptera; Drosophilidae
Exons: 4
Coding region: 1328-2758 (476 amino acids)
Source: RefSeq, a predicted model, not a curated record
ACUAAGAAGCAAACGCAGAGGCGGCGAAACUGUGCCAACGCCGUCGCCGUCGCCGUCGCUCUGCCCUUGCCGGAUAUCAAAGACAAUAACAAUUGCGAUCCGGCACCCUCUCAUCAGCCACAACAACAAACAGCCCAACAGCCAUCGGCCAUCGGCCAUCGGGCAUCGGGCAUCGGCCAGUGUAUAUAAGAGCGUUCGUAUCAGCGUAACGGUGUGCAUUCAGCAUUCGACUUCGAAACAAUCGUUGCCAGAGAAGAGCUCAAUUUUCAGUCGUAUCUCGCCGCUCGCAGCAAACGGAUCAGGCCACGGAACAGCAGCAGCUCGGAGCAAACAAGUACGCAGCGCCAUCUGUGCGAAAGUAGCCAAAGUGCAGUGCAUAUUUAACGGAUUAUAUUGCGACCAUCAAAGCUGACAAGGUGUUAAACAAAAUCCACUUCGAUGUCGAUUAAUUCGCCAAUACUCUUAAAAAACUCUGACCUGCAUUGAACAGGCAAAAGCGAAAGGCAACAAUACGCUCAAAAAGAAACCCCUGCUAAUUUGCUAAAACAAAUAGCAAAUAAAACAUUAUAAAAAAAGCAAAAUACUAAUUAGAACACAAUCGAAAAUAAUUCUGUAAAAAGCGGCUGGCAACAAUAAGUUGUUUGCUUUUUAGUUCGCGUUACGUUCUUUUUUCAUUUCUUUGGGUUUUUUGAUAAAACUACCAAAACAAAACAACUAAGUGUAUACAGUUUGGGAGCAACUGGCAGGCCCCAAACAGCAAAUCGAUCAAAAAAAAAAAAAGAAGAACCUUCAAUUUUGUUAUUCGAGACAAGGCAAAAACUCGCGUGUGUAGUGUAGAACAUUCACAAGAAAACAACAACAAAACACUACACUACAACAAGAACCGCAACAUUGUUUAUUGGGCUUAGGCCAUUGUAUGGAUCAGUCUAAACCAUCAACGAAAUUUGGAGACGAGCCGGACCUCCUGUUCAACCGAGCGCAGGGCCGGAAUAGUCUGCAGAGUCUUGGAGCUUGCUCUGCCGCAGCCGCAGUUGCAGCCGCAGCCGCCCAAGCAUCUUUGAGUCCAAGCGUCAACGCAGCGCGACAAUUCGCCAACAUUCAACUAGAAGCAACAUUCAAUGACUGUGAAAGUGGCUACGUGCCCACCGUGGGCCGCUGGGGAGCCGAAUGGCCAAGCUGACUCGCCGCAGGAGUUGGCCAUGGCCGGGAUGGAGCGGCGCCGCCGCCGAGCUAUGCCAGCGAUGAAGAUGGCAUUUGCGGCGAUGCUGCUGCUGGAGGAGCCGCCGGCGGCUUUAGCUCCACGCAGGAGCAGCAGCUGGCGGAUGCGAUGCGCGGAAUGGGAUUGACUACGAAGGUUGACUACGCCCAUGUGCAAGCUGAUAAGUCAAGCAGUUGCGCUUCCCGAGCCACGCCCAUACGGACGCCCUCGACAUCAAGUGAGGACUACGAUGAUGAUGUUGAGGAGCCGCAGUGGACGCCUAACACCGACCUGACAUCGGUGGCAGCCCCUUCGGAGCGCUACUCCGACAUCAUCCAGCUGCUGGCCAGGCAGAAGUCACCAACGCAGCAGCAGCAACAGCAGCGACACCCAGGCGCCAACUGGGCAAUGGCUGAUGGCUACGAUCUGAGCGCCUACAAUCAGAUCAACGGUGUCUGGCCGCUGGGCCACCCGUUGCCGCUGCCCGACUGGGGCAGCGCCGAGGAGCCCGCGAAGGGCACCUUGGUUUUCGAGAACGUGUGGCAGUACGAGGAGCUAAAUGGCAUUGUGGAGACGGCACUGCAGCGCAUGCUGGAGGAGACCCACUACAAUACGGUUAAUCUCUUUGUGGACUUCUAUCGCAGCUUUAAACGCACUCGCCGCUCCGAUUUGCGUAGUUUCUUUCAGUUCUACGAUGUGCCCAUCAAUCGUCGCCAUCACAUGUGCGUCUCGUUGGCCUUUGAGAUCAUGGCGCGACUGGUGCAAAUGUUUCCGGAGCUGGGCCAGUAUCUGUAUGUGGUGUCCUGCGAGGAGCAGGUGGUCGACUGCAACGAUUAUGUGCAAAUGGACGAGGAGUACGGCAUGAAUUCGGCAGAUGCCGGUGUCGAGAAGGAGCACGUGAUGGUUGCCAUGCGUUUCGCCAUUGGCGAGCGUCGUGGUGUCAUGAUCCUGGAUCCGGGCUAUCAUGUGGGACGCGCCGUAACGGUCAUGUGCGACCAGAGCUAUCCACACACAGGCUGGUUCAACCAAUCGAAGGAGCCGCAUCUGCAGCGGGAUUACUGCUAUAGCUUCAGCCAGUAUAGCGACAAGUUUGUGGAAUGGAAGGAGCGUGAAAUACGCGGUGACGAGGCCAGUUUCAAGACGUCACUGAUUUACAUUGCCCAGGAGUACAUGACCGCCGUGGAUGUGACUGUUCGCCGUAAUCUGGUGUACAAUUUCCGGUCGCUGCUCUCACGCGACGCCAAGGGUCGUGUCUAUGCCGGACUCUACUUCCCGCUGGUAUCCAAUGUGCAGGAGGCACAUCUAACACUCUUCUACGAUGGGCCCAGUGAGCAGCGCGUCAAAACCAAGCUGAUGUUUAGCGCCUUUAAAGUGGGCAAGGGCAAGCUGCCCGAUUAUGUGUCGCAGCAUCUGAUGAAGCUAUCGCCACAGCUGAAUAUGUCUCAGCACGAGCUGACGGAGCUGUGCAAAUCCCUGUGCGAGGUAGUUUCCGAUCAAAAUUUCAUUAGCCAGGUGCUGGCCAUUAAUGACGAUAUCGGUGUUAUGUCCACGGAGAAUUGACAGUUAAAGCAGCCUAAGAAUGCCGCUGCGUUGUCCAUGAAGGCGAUCGAGGAGCACAACAACGAAGCAGCUGCAACUUAGACGAGGAGUUUCAAAAUUUUAAAAUCCAUUUUCCCUUUCAAAACAAAUUUAUUUUAUAGUAUUUAGGCGCACCUA